CAGUCCAUCUUAGCAUGUUUUGGACUGCGACAGGAAACCGGAGAACCCGGAGGAAACCCCACGACGAAACGAGGAGAACGUGCAAUCUCCACACAUGUAGAGGCAGGGCGGAGGCUUGAACCGUGUUCUCCAGGGGUGUCAGGCAACAGUCCCAUUGUACUGCGUAAUGUCCAGCCAUCCUCUUUUACAUAAAUGAUUAAAAUGAGCAAUAUUGUAUUUUUUCUCCAGGUGGAACCUCAAUUAGUCAGGUCUGAACAAAUACUUGCUCCGAGGUGGUGAGGUCACCGGAGUUGGAGGUGGAUAGAAAUGCUAUUAUAUUUAUUUCUAUUGUGUCAAAUUCUUCCAUCUGGACAAACGGCAUGUUCAAGACAUUUCUCUCAAAUCAGAAACUCAGUGGAAAGGUCAGAUAAUGUGUUCUUGGAGGAGGCUGGGGCACACAACGUGCUAAGGCGGCAUCUGCUGUUCAAUCGAUUCGACCUGGAGGCCUUCACGCCGGGGAACCUGGAGAGGGAAUGCUUCGAGGAGAUCUGCAACUAUGAGGAGGCCCGGGAAGUCUUUGAGAAUUACCCAGACACAGUAGGGGCCGCUCCGAUCAAAGAUCGCUCAGGGACACAAGGAGUCUCAUCCAUCAAGGAUAGAUGUGACUGCUCUUUUGGUUGGCAUCGUAGUGACUGGGGUUUCCAUUUUCCUCAUUGGUCUGCUGAUCUGGUACCUCUGCCAGCUGCAGUACAAAAACGCCUUCCCUCGUUCCCCCAGGGUCUCUCUGCAGCGGAACAAUGGUUCCCUAAUGGUUACGAGGCUGGAAGAGAUCUCCCUGCAGCCUGUAGGUCCACAUUCAGAGGAAAUGCACCCCCCCGGGCUCCCCUCCUACGAGCAAGCCCUGGCAACGUGCGGGCCUCACGAUGCCGCUCCGCCACCAUACCCAGGGUCCCGACCAGGGAGUCUUUCAGAAUGAAGCCUAUGAUGUGAUUCGGAGCGACAUUUUGGAGGAUUUCAGUUUUGUCUCUUUUUAUAUUAAUGAGUGUAAAUAUGUGCAGUUUUUAAAAAAAUGCUUCAAUAUAUACAUUUGCUAAAACUUUGAUACAUCAAUGAAUAUUCCAUGAGGUGAAUGGGAAGCAUGUUUAAGAUGCUGAUCAGGCUCUUUCUAUAAAAUGUUUCUGGCAGUUCCUUUUUAUUUCUUUUUUUUUUCUUUUCUUUUUCUUUCACGGCUCUUAUAAAACACUACUACUCACCUUAGGGUCUCUGAUUCAAACUAAGUAUGAAGAACCCCCCCCCCCCCCACACCCAACAUUUCUAACAUGGCAGUAGAUGUUCUGUGUACCAUUUUAAAUACAAGGAUUGUACAAGGCUUUACUGCUUGAUGAAGGGUAUUUUAAAUGAAUUUAUUAAUGUUAUAGUGCCGUGUGAAAUGCUCAGGGUUUUGCAGGUGUUAGGUUUCCUUACUGUAGAAUCGGAAAUGUACAGUGCAUAGGAUUCAAAGCUCAGCAUCAUUUUUGUUAAUUCUGCUUAUGCUUUGAGGAAGAGAGGUUGGCUGAUUGUAACAAAUGGUUUAUCUAUUCUAUAGUCCAUUGUAGUGGAACAUAACUUGAUGUGUAAAUUAUUAAAUCAUAUUUGCCCUCCUAAUGAGGAUGACAAUUUCUGGUUUAUCUAAAAGUUGGUUUUGUUCUAAAGAAUUAGUAGUAGACCUUUAUAGAGAAUUUUUAAUAAACAGAAUGUUAUUAAAUCA
Molecule: messenger RNA, 1726 nt
Organism: Paramormyrops kingsleyae
Lineage: Eukaryota; Metazoa; Chordata; Actinopteri; Osteoglossiformes; Mormyridae
Gene: prrg4
Product: proline rich Gla (G-carboxyglutamic acid) 4 (transmembrane)
Cellular component (GO): plasma membrane; extracellular region
Molecular function (GO): calcium ion binding
Source: RefSeq, a predicted model, not a curated record